Messenger RNA from Caenorhabditis bovis, 891 nucleotides. The record is from the annotation of a GenBank genome assembly. Lineage: Eukaryota; Metazoa; Nematoda; Chromadorea; Rhabditida; Rhabditidae.
AUGGGUCUCGUCAAGGUCGUUAAGAAUAAGGCCUACUUCAAGCGCUACCAGACUAAGCUGAAGAGAAGGCGUGAGGGAAAGACCGAUUACUAUGCCCGUAAGCGUCUUACCGUCCAAGACAAGAACAAGUACAACACCCCAAAAUACCGCCUUAUUGUGCGUUUGACCAACAAGGAUGUUGUCGCUCAGAUCGCCUACUCCAAGAUUGAAGGAGACGUUGUUGUUGCUUCGGCUUACUCCCACGAGCUCCCACGUUAUGGAGUCAAGGUUGGUCUUACCAACUACGCUGCUGCUUACGCCACUGGACUCCUUCUUGCUCGUAGACACUUGAAGGCAAUUGGAUUGGACUCCGUCUACAAGGGACACGAGGAGCUCACCGGUGAGGACUACAAUGUCGAACAGGAGGGAGACCGCGCUCCAUUCAAGGCUGUCCUCGAUGUUGGACUUGCUCGUACCACCACUGGAUCUAAGGUCUUCGCUGUGAUGAAGGGGGUUGCUGAUGGAGGAAUUAACGUUCCACACAGCGAGAACCGCUUCUUCGGUUUCGACACUGAGGCUUCUGAGUACAAUGCUGAGGCCCACCGUGACAGAAUCCUUGGAAAGCACGUCGCCGAGUACAUGUCUUACUUGAAGGAGGAAGAUGAGGAUGCUUACAAGAGACAAUUCUCGAAGUACAUCGCUGCUGGACUCAACGCUGACAACCUCGUUUCUUCUUACGAGAAGGCUCAUGCUGCUAUCCGGGCUGAUCCAAGUGCCCCAGCCAAGAAGCAAAAGAAGGACGGAAAGCCAAAGAGAUUCAACGCCAAGAGAAUCACAUACGAAGAGAGAAAGCAACGUGUUGCGGACAAGAAGGCUCUUCUCCUGUCACUCAAGGAGCAGCAAGAGGAAUAA